GCGAGGAGGCUGGAUGAUUACCCGUGAAGCCCUCUCUAUGAGGCCGAUCGGGGUAGAGGCGACUCUCGCGGCCGAUGGGAGACAGAUCAGGGCCGACGAGAUGGAUAUAGGGGCGACAGAUACGAGAGAUCGGACCGAGAUGGAUAUAGGGACGACAGAUACGAGAGAUCAGACCGAGACGGGUAUAAGGACGACAGAGACGCGAGGUCGGGUCGAGAUGGCUACAGAGGUGGUAGGUAUGAAAGAGGAGAUCGGGACUGGGAACGACGAGAUGGGUUGCGCAGACGGUUUGAGCGAGGGGGAGAUGCGAGAGAGCAGCGCGACGAGUCGCGGGGGUGGUACAACCGAGGGGACCGACGCGACGAGUCACGAGGGCGAUAUGACUCAGGGGACCGCCGGAAUGAUUCGCGAGGGCGGUAUGAGCAAGGAGGGUCUGGAGGAGACCGGCGCAACGAUCUGCGCGGUCGGAAUGAGAGAGGGGGAUAUGGCGUCUCAUCAGAACCAUAUCCCAAGUCGCCUGACCCCAAGGCGGCCAGGAGUUCGAUCUCUAGAGGCGCAGACGACAGGGCAUCUACUCCCAGGAACUCAUGCGUCUACUGUAGAGGAGAAGAUCAUAUCAAGAGGGGUUGGCCGGACCUCAAACGGGCAAUAGAUGAGGGACUUGUCGUGCUUGACGACCGCAAGUACGUCAAGUGGGCAGAUGAUCUGUGAAAUGUAUCGAUGUUCCCUUCGAUGAAGGAGAAUGUCGAAGCAAGGAGAAUAAAGACGAGUAAAGAAAUGGAGCCGGU
This is a messenger RNA of Chara braunii, 788 nucleotides long. NCBI's taxonomy places the organism in Eukaryota, Viridiplantae, Streptophyta, Charophyceae, Charales, Characeae. The record is from the annotation of a GenBank genome assembly.